Messenger RNA from Cotesia glomerata, 765 nucleotides. Its product is annotated as secreted RxLR effector protein 161-like. NCBI's taxonomy places the organism in Eukaryota, Metazoa, Arthropoda, Insecta, Hymenoptera, Braconidae. The record is from RefSeq and is a predicted model, not a curated record. The transcript has a single exon. Bases 1 to 765 code for a protein of 254 amino acids.
AUGGAGGAUGCAAAUCCAGUAAAUAUACCUGCGGAACUGGAAUCAAUACUGAGUAAAAGUGUAGGUAGUCAAGAAGCAAUGGACCCAGGUAUACCAUAUCGUGAAGCAGUGGGUUCUCUAUUGUUUGCCGCACGAGUAACACGACUAGACAUUGAGUAUGCGGUAAAUACGGUAAGCCAGUUCGUUGACAAUUAUAAUAAUACGCACUGGAGUGCUGUUAAGAAGAUUUUUAGAUACCUAGUUGGAACUAUAGACUGUGGCAUUAUUUACGGAGCAAGUGGGAGUGAUGAAUCAUUGGUUGGAUACACGGAUGCUGAUUAUGCUGGAUGCCCGGACACAAGACGAUCAAGAAGUGGCUAUGUUUUUAUGCUAAAUAAUGCACCUUUAAGCUGGUGUAGCAAGAAGCAAAAUAUUGUGUCUCUAUCCACUACAGAGGCUGAAUAUAUUGCACUAGGACAUGGAGUUAAAGAGGCAAUUUGGCUAAAAAGGAUGCUGAAAGAACUUGGUAUCCAGUGUGGGAGUGUUCCCAUGAAUGUGAACAAUCAAUCAGCUAUCAAACUAGCGAGUAAUCCUGAAUUUCAUAAAAGAACCAAACAUAUUGAAGUUCGGUAUCAUUUUAUUAGAGAAGUUGUUGAAAAAGGAACAAUUGUGCUAGCGUAUGUAAAAACACAAGAACAGUUAGCAGACAUUUUUACAAAACCAUUACCGAAACACCAACUACAGUACAUACGACAGAAACUUAGAAUUAUGACUGAUAAAAUCUAA